Molecule: messenger RNA, 731 nt
Organism: Hermetia illucens (black soldier fly)
Lineage: Eukaryota; Metazoa; Arthropoda; Insecta; Diptera; Stratiomyidae
Exons: 3
Coding region: 65-694 (209 amino acids)
Source: RefSeq, a predicted model, not a curated record
GAUUAAUUGGUAGUACUCAUUCAGUAUUGAGUAUAACAUCUCCCGGUCAUUAAAAGGCGCAAAAAUGUUCAAAAUAUUUGUGGUGCUCUGUUCGGUCCUUGUUGCCAAUGUUUAUGGCCAUGGAAUGAUGCUAAAUCCCGUCGGACGCCAAUCCCGCUGGCGUUACGAUAGCUCUGCUCCUCCAAACUACACCGAUAAUGAAUUAUACUGUGGUGGCAUAACUGCGCUCUGGCAAACAUAUGGUGGAAAAUGUGGUCUCUGUGGGGACAGCUAUGGCGUACCAACCCCCCGCCCACAUGAACUAGGAGGAACCUACGGAGCUGGUGUCGUUGUUGGGAAAUACUCUCCAGGACAAAAUAUUCCAGUUUCUGUUAAAUUAUCUGCCAACCACAAGGGAUAUUUCAAAUUUGAUCUUUGCAACUUGGACGUUUUUGGAAAGGAAUCUGAAGAAUGUUUCGCUGCCAAUGCAAUUAGGAUUUCCAAUGGAAGCGAUCGUUACGACUUGCCAUCUUUUGAUCCACAAACUUUCGAACUCCAAAUUCAAGCUCCAAGCAAUCUAAAAUGUCAACAUUGUGUUCUCCGUUGGACUUACGUAGCAGCUAACAACUGGGGAACUUGUUCGGAUGGAAGCAAUGGACCCGGUUGUGGACCACAAGAAACAUUCAAAAACUGUGCUGAUAUCACCAUUUUGUAAAUAUUAUGCUCAAUAAAUUGAUUGGUCAGAUCAAAAA